AGCUGUCCACGAGAUCCGACCGCACUGCCUCCGAAUCGCCUCUCCGCCAUGUUCCGCGCGCUGAGCUUUGCCAUGCCUCUGCUGGCAGCGGGAGAGGGGGCACUGCGGGGCGCCCGGGCCGACGUGGCGUGCAGUGGCUCCGGCGCGCUGCCCCCGGCGCCGGCUUGCUACGGGGGCUCGCUGCUGGUCCAGACCUUCAACAUCAACGUGGUCUCGGUGGAUGGCAACGUGGGGGUCGUGGACAUGAAGGCCGACGGUGUCCACCCGGGGCAGUGCAACGGCGCGCAGUUCCAGAACAACGAGGGAGCCAUCACCCUCGAGAGCGACAACAGCUGCGGCUUGUCGGAUCUUCCUGGCUACGAGUACAACGUACAGUACUGCUCUGAUCAGGACCACCUCAUCGUGAACCUCGUGAAGCCUAUCAACGUCCGGGUGGUGCUGAACAGCCAGACCUGCGCUCCGGCGGGCGAGGUGUGAGGAGGCGCCACGAGGUUUUGCUAAUGGCACUGGCCGGCUUGCUGCUGGUCCCUGAGCUGCGUUUUCCGCGUGGACCAUUUCAGGGUAAAAGCCUUUUGACCGCUGGUGCA
Effrenium voratum is the source of this 587-nucleotide messenger RNA. Lineage: Eukaryota; Dinophyceae; Suessiales; Symbiodiniaceae. The record is from the annotation of a GenBank genome assembly.